Molecule: messenger RNA, 2818 nt
Organism: Manis pentadactyla (Chinese pangolin)
Lineage: Eukaryota; Metazoa; Chordata; Mammalia; Pholidota; Manidae
Product: anthrax toxin receptor-like
Exons: 16
Coding region: 1229-2662 (477 amino acids)
Cellular component (GO): membrane
Molecular function (GO): signaling receptor activity
Source: RefSeq, a predicted model, not a curated record
UGUAGGGCCGCUGGAGGAAGUUAUUUGUCAAUUCAGAUUUGGUAGCAAGAAAUCCCCAGGUAAGUAGGCCCUCCUUUCCUCCAGUGACAACCGUCCCGCAUCAGGCUGCCUCCCCACAGUGAGCCCAGCCUGGACACCUGCCGGUGACACCCAGGAAUGAAUCCGUCCCCAGCACCACCGCGCACCUGGGAGUAGCCUUCACUGCAGACCAUGCUGGGUUUUGGGGCAGGGUGUGCCCUCAGAGCUGUGUCGCCCUCUGUGCGCCCCUGCCUGCACCCAUUAGGGGGCACCUUGGCAUUUCAGAUCAGAAACCCAUGGCUGGUUUUGCCCCUAAGGAGGGAAGUAGGCCGGGUGCCUGAUGUUCACUGGUAGGAGAAUCCAGACAGCAGAUUCAAAUCCCUCCAAAUGUAUCUACAUAUUUAACUUUAUUUUGCUAAAAUAUUAAGAGAGGUUUAGGUGAGUGGAGAGUUUAUGAUAUGAUUCCAAAAUUUACCUGAAAGAGCAUGUGGGUUUCCAUGGAGGAAAGUCAACCCAUGCCCACUCAGACAUCUCUGAAUUUCUAAUCCGCAGAACCUGUGAGCAUAUGAAAUUGUUCUGUUUUUUGUCCCUAGGUCUGGGAUGGUUCAGUACACAGAGCAGAUAACUGGAAUGUCCCCAUUCACAAAGGACACUGGCCUGCUUUCACAGCCUUCUUCUAGAUCCUUCUAUCCCUUGGGUGACUUCAGUGUCCCCACAGAUAAACUUUACAGCACUCUUGUCCCCAGCUGCUCACACUCAGUGAUGUCCGUAUGUCGGCCCCCUUAGCUGCCCUCUUUCAGUUUACCAAAGGGCUGGGUUUCCUUGAAAUUGUAAAGACCCUGGGAGGGUUUGGGAUAAGGGACAAAUAGAGGCCUCAUCUGACCACCCCUUCAAACUCCUGCCUGGGGUUGCCCACAGGGAGAACAGUGAGCAGAGCUGCAGUUCACAAGGUCACCAUGGCAACCUAUUGUCCAUCAUAAUGGACAUACCUCAGCAGGGCGGGGUAAAGGUCCAUAAGUAGUGGGGCCAUCACCCCACAGCCAACCACUUGCUACUUGGACCCACAGGGCAGGUAUCAGGUGGCUGCUUUCAGGUGCAAGAUAUAUUGAUUAAAGCGUGAGUAGAGCUGAGGUUGGGAGUGCCGAGGACCCUGAGCACGGGAGGAAGCAGAGGAGCAGAGGAGGUGUUGGCUUGAGGUGGCCUGAAGUUCAUGGGCCCCAGGAUGCUGGGUCCCAUGUACGCCAUCUUCCUGCUGCUGCUGCUGCCGUCUCCGCUCCUGACCACCAGGAGCACCCCCGACCCCUCCGUCACCCAGGACCAAGGUCACCACCCCAGCUCCAGGCUCCAGGAGAGCCCAGCAGAUGGGGAAUCCUGCUGGAGCACUUACGACCUGUACUUCGUCUUGGACUCAUCACGCAGUGUAAAUGACAACUGGGAGUUCACACAGAGCUUUGUGCGGGAUUUGGUGCACAGAUUUAAAAACCCCAAACAGCGUAUGUCGUUCAUUACCUACUCGACACACGGCUGCAUCCACAUGAAGCUGACCUCGAACAGAAAAAUAAUAAACAAUGCUCUUGUUGAAUUGCUCAAUGUACGACCUUCCGGAGCCAUAAAUAUGCAGCACGGAUUGGAAAAGGCCAAUGAGCAGAUCGAAAGAACACGAGCUGCAGGAGCGAAGGUACCGAGCCUCAUCAUCGUGCUGACAGGUGAACAACUGCUGGCAGAAUCGUUUGCAGAAACACAAGUUGAAGCUGCAAAAUCCAAGCAGUUGGGGGCAACUCUGUAUUUCGUGGGUGUGCAAAAUUAUCAGCUAUCCCAGCUGUUGGAAAUUGCUGGUGAAGAGGAUCAUCUGUUUCAAGUAGACAGUGGAUACCCUGGACUGGAAGACAUCGUUGACCCACUCAUACUGAGCUCAUGUGUGCAGAUUACGUCUGUGGAUUUCUCCGCUAUCUGCACCAGAGAUAGAAAUGAAGUCAAGGUUUUUGGAAAAGGUUUUAAAAACAUACAGAAGGAUGAAGUUGUCUGUCAAUUUCGAAUUGGAAAGAAAACUGUAGGAAUAGAGGCUCUAUCUGUGCAAGAUACCUCCAUUACAUGCCCAGGACCGAAGUUAAAUAAUCAGCACCAGGCCGUCUUCAUCGAUAUCAGCCUGAAUAAUGGCCUCUCCUUUAUCAAGACCGAUUUUGAUGUCAGCAGGAGGAACUGUGUGACUUCCUGGGAGAGGACCCCUCCUGCCCUACUGGAUGCCAUAUCACCAGCUGCCCAACGACAUGCCCUUCCACAUGCUGUGCCGGGUGACACACGGCAUGUUUGCCCGGAUAAAAAGCCUUACAGACCAGUCCUCAGUUUCAAACCUCUCUACUGGGCUGUGCCUCUCAUUUUGCUGCCCUUUCUCGUGCUGCUGUGCUGUUGUAUUGGGCGACGUUGCACUGCAUGUAUCCCGGCGUCACUGGGAAAGAAGUGCCUUACGGUGAUUAUGUCGUGUUGUAAUAAAGACGAAACGACAGCGCAGACAGGUGAUUCUGCUGUCCCCCUGCUGACGCCCGUCGUGGACCAUCCUGCCGCACACAGCAUCAACCCAGCUGCCAUUGCUCCAUCCCCAGCAGCACGUGCUCAUGGUGCCAGGGUGCCCAACCUGCCCAGCUGAAUGAUGCCACUCAUACCUGCUGCAGCCUGGACGCUCCGGGAAGCCGCACUGCAACUCUCACCCCAUAACACGAUCGCUACAGCACCAAAAGCCCAAUAUUGUUUUUUGUUUGUGUGUUACUGUUUUAUAUUUUGGUAUGAUUCAUAUACACUUAAA